Messenger RNA from Fusarium venenatum, 447 nucleotides. The record is from RefSeq and is a predicted model, not a curated record. Lineage: Eukaryota; Fungi; Ascomycota; Sordariomycetes; Hypocreales; Nectriaceae.
AUGCCGUACUUUUCAACAAGGCGGAAACCCGGCGUCGUCUUUCGUGUUCCUGCAAUCACGCCCGUGUAUCCAGCCUUGCGCGCAAUAGAUACAAGCCUUGAACUCUUGGUCGCAACACCGGAGCAUCGCGCAAGGGAGAAUGCCGCGUACAGGACCCUUGACAGUUGCGACUCGGUGCUUGCCACUGCUCAAAUCAACAUCAUUCCCCUCCUCAGCGUGCCAUUCGACCGUGCAGCCGCAUUGCGCAAAGACCUCGUCGAAGAAGGGGCGGCCAGCAAUGACACCACUCGAUUUGCCCCAGAGGGUAGCGACGCGAGGACCGUCACCAACGACGAAGCCGGCGUAAUCGAAGGAGGGUGUGUCUUCAGCGAGCCAUGCAGUCACCGAAGUUUUCCACGAUGGUGGGAGGAGGUUUGCGAGGUUUCCUUUGGGUUGAGCCAUUGUUAA